CUUAGAAAUGAGAGAGUAUACGAUUCACAGCCGUGGUGGGCCACAAAAACGUAUUCGCCGUCCCUAUCUCAAAGCCCUCUCUUCAAAUUCAUUUGAUUUCCAACUCUUUUCAGAACUCACAAAUUAAUCUCAAUUUCUAAGUAAUCGAAUCCGUAAACUUAAAUUUCUCGCGUUUUGAUUUUCGAAAUGAAGGAUGAUGACAACCUUCCAUCAACAACGCUAAGUGUAAAGAAAGAAAGCUCAGAUUUGAGUUUUUUGGGCAAAGGUCGUUACAAGGUUUGGGCAUUGGCGGCCAUCUUAUUGCUGGCUUUGUGGUCAAUGUUCACCGGCACCGUUACUCUCCGUUGGUCGGCCGGCAAUCUCAACCGUUUUACCGAUGAUAUUGAUAGCCCUAUCCACGACGAUCUCGACGUCCUCGAGAUGGAAGAGAGAGAGAAAGUGGUGAAGCACAUGUGGGAUGUGUACAGCAAUAACCGUCGGAUCAGAUUACCGAGAUUUUGGCAAGAGGCAUUUGUUGCUGCGUACGAGGAGUUGAGCAGUGACGUGCCGCAGGUUCGAGAGGCUGCAAUUACUGAGAUCGCUAAGAUGUCUAUUCGCUCUGUUGAUAUUGAUCCGCCUCCGUCCCACUCAACGCCGUUCCAUUCUUGUGUUUUUCUCAGGCGGUAAGACAAUUAAGUACGAGUCUGAGGCAAAUUGGGAUAGAGGGGGAAACCAUAAGUUCAACCACAAAGGGUGAAUGAUGUAAAGAAUGCUGAGGAUCCAAGAAUAGUGAUCAUCAUUCCACCCCAGGUUUGCCCAGGGAUUAAACAAAAAAAAUCACACCCUCUUUUCUUGCUUUUUCAUUUAUAAUUUAUAAACAGGGACAGUUUAUGUAUCUAAUUAGGUUCCUUUCCAAUCCUUCCAAAAUUUUGCUGUCAAGAUCAUGUGUAGUGGGUGAUAGAGUAAAACAAUAUUUUGAGCGCAUAUAAUGUUGAAGUGAGAUUUUUUUUUUUUUUAUGAGAUUUUGUUUUAUAAAUUCAAGUGAGAGAUAUCUUUGAAGCUCUA
Mangifera indica (mango) is the source of this 1044-nucleotide messenger RNA. RefSeq lists its product as uncharacterized. The record is from RefSeq and is a predicted model, not a curated record. The transcript is spliced from 3 exons. Bases 187 to 666 code for a protein of 159 amino acids. Lineage: Eukaryota; Viridiplantae; Streptophyta; Magnoliopsida; Sapindales; Anacardiaceae.